CUCUCUCUCUCUCUCUCUCUCUCUCUCUCUCUCUCUCUGCGUGGAGAUGCGUCCCCAAGCUGCUCGAACAUGCGAAAUCUGCGAGAAAGCGCAGUCAAGAUACAAGUGCCCCUCUUGUCUUGCUCCUUACUGCUCUCUUUCGUGUUUCAAGAAGCACAAAGAGACUCCAUGUGCUAAGCCCUCUUCAAACGAGGAGAAACCAGCGGCAGCUCCACUGAAGGAAGUCCCGGUGGAAAGGCCAGUACACGUCGAGGAAGCCAGCCAAGUUGUACAAAAGACACAGCUGGAAGCUUUAGCUUCUUCGAGCGAAGUAUGUGAAGCUCUAAAGGACGAAUCCCUCCAGAAGCUCAUUCGCGAUAUCGAUAGUUCGUCUGACCCUUUACUUGAACUCGACAAAGCCAUGGGAGUGGAGGCUUUCCGCGUAUUCACCGAUAAGGUUCUGUCGCAUAUUUCCUCGUGAUCAAGACCGGUAGGCAUAGCUGCAGAAUUGUUUGUGACAAUGGCUGCUUCUGAUAUUGGUGGACAGUUCAGGAGCUGAAGACGGGUAAUUUUUCCGUGUGAACUGAAACUUGUAAAUGAAGUUAUGCCAACAAAGAAUGUAUGGUUUUGGGUCUUUAGAUUAGGAAUCAAUGUCGGGUUUGAUGAGCCGUGAGACACAGUUAAGUACUUGCUAUAACUAUAGAUCAUAAUAUGGUCAGUCAUGUAAACCCGACUUCUAAAAUCCAACUGCGUCUACUAAAUUUUACGUAUCGAAA
Molecule: messenger RNA, 755 nt
Organism: Tarenaya hassleriana
Lineage: Eukaryota; Viridiplantae; Streptophyta; Magnoliopsida; Brassicales; Cleomaceae
Product: zinc finger HIT domain-containing protein 3
Exons: 7
Coding region: 47-460 (137 amino acids)
Biological process (GO): maturation of LSU-rRNA from tricistronic rRNA transcript (SSU-rRNA, 5.8S rRNA, LSU-rRNA); box C/D snoRNP assembly; snoRNA localization
Cellular component (GO): nucleus; pre-snoRNP complex
Source: RefSeq, a predicted model, not a curated record